This is a messenger RNA of Callithrix jacchus (white-tufted-ear marmoset), 3590 nucleotides long. RefSeq names its product tetratricopeptide repeat domain 39A (gene TTC39A). The record is from RefSeq and is a predicted model, not a curated record. NCBI's taxonomy places the organism in Eukaryota, Metazoa, Chordata, Mammalia, Primates, Cebidae. Gene Ontology annotation, molecular function: protein binding.
GACCUGCCGCUGGCCCCCUGGUGACCUUGUACGAAGCCUGGACCUCCGUUUCUCCCGGUGCCCAGUGAUGAAUCUCGAAGUGUUCGAGGUCCUUUCUGGUUCUGGGUGGGACUGGGCUUGCCCUGGGACCAGAGGCCCGCUUCGGGGACACCGACGCCCUUUGGGCCAGGGAGGCGCCGGGCCAGGGCGGGGAGGAGCCGCGGGUCCCGCCCUGCUCGCCCCGUCCAGGUGCUGCCACCGGAGCCGCCACUGCCGCCGCGAGGGGCCGCCCAAGCCCCCGCCGAAGCCCGGCCCGCACUCAUGGCCUUUCUGACCACCUGGAAGGAGGCGGCCUCCCGGAAAAGCGACCGCAGGACUCCCGAGAGCAGCCUCCACGAGGCUCUGGACCAGUGCAUGACCGCCCUGGACCUCUUCCUCACCAACCAGUUCUCAGAAGCACUCAGCUACCUCAAGCCCAGAACCAAGGAGAGCAUGUACCACUCACUGACGUAUGCCACCAUCCUGGAGAUGCAGGCCAUGAUGACCUUUGACCCUCAGGACAUCCUGCUCGCCGGCAACAUGAUGAAGGAGGCACAGUUGCUGUGUCAGAGGCACCGGAGGAAGUCUUCAGUAACAGACUCCUUCAGCAGCCUGGUGCACCGCCCCACGCUGGGCCAGUUCACUGAAGAGGAAAUCCAUGCUGAGGUCUGCUAUGCAGAGUGCCUGCUGCAGCGAGCAGCCCUGACCUUCCUGCAGGUUUCCUCACAGGGAGGAGUAGUCAGGCCCAGAGCCUUGCAGGAUCCCUCUCACGCCUACAGGUGCCCACUUGGGCCAGGCUGUCAGCAUCUUUUCCUCCUGCAGGACGAGAACAUGGUGAGCUUCAUCAAGGGCGGCAUCAAAGUUCGAAACAGCUACCAGACCUACAAGGAGCUGGACAGCCUUGUCCAGUCCUCACAAUACUGCAAGGGCGAGAACCACCGGCACUUUGAAGGAGGAGUGAAGCUGGGUGUGGGGGCCUUCAACCUGACACUGUCCAUGCUUCCUACUAGGAUCCUGAGGCUGCUGGAGUUUGUGGGGUUUUCAGGAAACAAGGACUAUGGGCUGCUGCAGCUGGAGGAAGGUGCGUCGGGCCACAGCUUCCGCGCCGUGCUGUGUGUCAUGCUCCUGCUGUGCUACCACACCUUCCUCACCUUUGUGCUCGGUACCGGGAAUGUCAACAUCGAGGAGGCUGAGAAGCUUUUGAAGCCCUACCUGAAUCGGUACCCUAAGGGCGCCAUCUUCCUGUUCUUUUCCGGGCGGAUUGAAGUCAUUAAAGGCAACAUUGACGCAGCCAUCCGGCGUUUUGAGGAGUGCUGUGAGGCCCAGCAGCACUGGAAGCAGUUCCACCACAUGUGCUACUGGGAGCUGAUGUGGUGCUUCACCUACAAGGGCCAGUGGAAGAUGUCCUACUUCUACACUGACCUGCUCAGCAAGGAGAACUGCUGGUCCAAGGCCACCUACAUCUACAUGAAGGCCGCCUACCUCAGCAUGUUUGGGAAGGAGGACUACAAGCCGUUUGGGGAUGACGAAGUGGAAUUAUUUAGAGCUGUGCCAGGCCUGAAGCUCAAGAUUGCUGGGAAAUCUCUACCCACAGAGAAGUUUGCCAUCCGGAAGUCCCGGCGCUACCUCUCCUCCAACCCCAUCUCGCUGCCAGUGCCUGCUCUGGAAAUGAUGUACAUCUGGAACGGCUAUGCUGUGAUUGGGAAGCAGCCAAAACUCACGGAUGGGAUACUUGAGAUUAUCACCAAGGCUGAAGAGAUGCUGGAGAAAGGUCCAGAGAACGAGUACUCAGUGGAUGACGAGUGCUUGGUGAAAUUGUUGAAAGGCCUGUGUCUGAAAUACUUAGGCCGUGUCCAGGAGGCCGAGGAGAAUUUUAGGAGCAUCUCUGCCAGUGAAAAGAAGAUUAAAUAUGACCACUACUUGAUCCCAAAUGCCCUGCUGGAGCUGGCCCUGCUAUUUAUGGAGCAAGGCAGAAAUGAAGAGGCCAUCAAACUCUUGGAAUCUGCAAAGCAAAACUACAAGAAUUACUCCAUGGAGUCAAGGACACAUUUUCGAAUCCAGGCAGCCACACUCCAAGCCAAGUCUUCCCUAGAGAACAACCGCAGAGCCAUGGUCUCAUCAGUGUCCUUGUAGCUUUGUGCAGCAGUUCCGGGCUGGAAGACAAAGAGACAGCUGGACAGAGCUCCUGCAAACAUUUCAAAAGAUCCCCUCCCCUGCCCUGCCCUGCCCUGCCCUGCCCUGCCCUGCCCUGUCCUGCCCUGCCUUUGGGGUCCACUGGCACUCCAGUUGGAUGGCAUGACAUGGGUAUCUGUGCAGAAGCCAAGCUGGCAUUUUCACCAGUGUGGCCAAGGGCCUUUGCCAAGGGCAGAGCAGGUAGAGCCCUCUACCUGCCCUAUCACACAUACGGGUACUUGCUUUUCACUGUGAUGUUUAAGAGAAUGUAUGAACAGUUUACAUUUUCCUUAGAAAUAUACGGAUGGGAUCACAGUUGGCUUUAAAAACCAACACCAACCAACCACCUGCAAGUCUUCGUUUUCACCCAUUAUGAUCUGGAGGUAAAUCGCUUUAUAUGAUGCCAAAGGGCAAACUGCUUGUCAAAUUCAGCAAGUUCUCAGCUUGUGUGACUGAAGGGCCUUCAGAGGACCUGAGAAAUGCCUGGGAGAGGCUAAGCCUCAGGUUUUAAUGCUUCUGGGGCUGGGCAUGAGGAUGCACACGGACACCCACUACCUUACUACUCACACUUCAUUUCACUCCUUUUGUAAAUUUCCAAUUUAAAAAUCAGCACGUCUUUUUAGUGAGAUAAAAUCUGAGCUCUUCUAUAGAAAAAUCAGUCUCCACCAGUAGGAAAUACCAGGGCUUGAUGGAAGAGCUGUGUGGCCUUUUCUGUGCCAAAGGCAGGAAGUUGGGGGGCAGGAGGAGGUUCUCAGAAGCCAGUCUGUAUCUUUGCUGUAUGUCAAACUGAAACCACAGGGACUAAUUUAUGAAACAUAAAAGUCUUCUGUACUUCACUCCAGUAAGUCAUUUACUUACUGACAGCAUUUUUCUUAGAACUGUUAUUCUUGACCUGUUGUGUAUGUAUUAGAUUCUUCAGUUGAGAGAAAAGAGAUAUUAAAGUGAUAAAAUGUAUGCCCUUAAGGGAUCAUGCAACAUAUAUUUCAAUAAAAUAUGUGUUGCUCGAGUCCUUAGGCCAGGCAGAAAGUCUUGAUCAGAAGCCACAUGGCUUAUGUAUGUUUUAUUUAGACCACAAAUGUUUUAAACUUUUUGAGUAAGUUACCAGCAUUCACAAAUGGGGAGAUUUCACAAAUGAAUCUAUUUCCUGGCCUGUAAUUAAAAAAAAUAAAUCUGGCAACACUGAGCCUCAUUCCCACAGGGCAACAAUCAGCCAAAGCUAAGUCGAAGCUACUUUAAACACUUCUGUUACCUUUCUGACCCCUAAAACAUCUGAAUUUGCAAUCUCUGGGACUGUUAAAGUGAGAACUCAGCUUCAAUGACCAACACCAGGUUUUACCCUUCACUUUUCUGGGGGGGAAGGAAAAUUUGUAUUAUUUUAAAGAAAACAAGUGUACAUUUAA